Messenger RNA from Drosophila eugracilis, 4079 nucleotides. Its product is annotated as cytosolic carboxypeptidase 6. Bases 1254 to 3236 code for a protein of 660 amino acids. Gene Ontology annotation, biological process: proteolysis. The record is from RefSeq and is a predicted model, not a curated record. Lineage: Eukaryota; Metazoa; Arthropoda; Insecta; Diptera; Drosophilidae. The transcript is spliced from 4 exons. Gene Ontology annotation, molecular function: zinc ion binding; metallocarboxypeptidase activity.
GCAGUAGUUACGGUUCCCACGUUGCGAUGUGCGACCGUAUCGAUUAGCCCCAGUGAACUAAAUAGAUUCAGCUUUUUGGUGAACGCAAUUAGUCCUGCCUCUCUUCUCGGUUGCCCAGUUCUGGAAACUGCUCUCGAUGCGAAGGAACCCAAAACCACAGGCGAACCGAAACCCCUAGCCGGAAACUACUGCGAAUUAUCGACCAAACAGAAGGCGACACACGUGAGUGGCGUGGCAACGUCAAAGUGCCAACAUGCGAAUCACAGUUCCGGAUUCCGCAGCCCCGAUUCCGGAUUCCAAGGCAGUCAGUGCGGUGCGGAGGAAGCGGCGAGGAGCGACCAGGAGCUGCCCAGGAUUAGCAGAUAGAGAUCGACCUCCAGCGCCAAGACUUCGCACGCGACUUCCACGUCUUGGGAGCUCCACUCGAGAAAAGUGAAAGCCCAAGAGGCGUUGGCUAAUUGAAUUUCUAUUUUCGAUCCUGCCCAAGGAAAGCAGCCUCAAAGCAAAGGGAAGUUUAUGGGUUGAGGCGGAGGAAUGGGCGACUCAGGUGAGCGAAAUGGCCAUAAAUGUGCACCAGCGAUAAGGAGGUAUGGGGAAAUACCCAAGUGAAACGAAGCUUAAAUACACUAAGAAAGUGAAGGUGUUAGAAAAAUAUUCAAGUGGAAUCUAUACAUGGUAGAGGUGGAGAAUAAAAGAAUAACCAACAGAAAGUUCUUAGAGAUUAAUCCAAUAAUAUAAAUUGUCCAUGAAAAACCAAAAUAUAAGGUUGUAUUGAAAUGCAUUUUUGCUCAUCCCUCAGAAAAUGUAAACACCCCCAGUUAGAGUACAAAUGAAGCUAUUUUAAGACCUUUCAAGACUCGAGACAUUCACCUCCGGCUUUCAACUCAGGAAGUGCUCGGGUCGGGUCUGGGUUUGGAGGCCGACGCAACCACGAGGCGACUAUUCAAUUUUAGACAUUUGACGUCUCGAGUUGCUCGAGGCUCAGCCAAAGGCGUUGGCAGGUGCAACGAGUGCAAUGAAAACUUGCGGCACGCAUAUGUGGCACAAGGAACAGAAUGGCGGGAUGAGGAUGCCUUGAUUUAAAGAUAGCGCAUGGGUGGGAUUAGAAGGAGGUGUCCUCCGACCAAGAAAGUUAUGACAGGCCAGGCUAAGGAAAACCCUCGGAGGAUUAGGGCCACUCCACUCGGCUCUGUUGCAUUAGAAGAACAUAGAUUUUUGCCAGAGAAACACGCAUCAGCGGAGCCAGAGUCACCAUGUUGGGAAUUGCCUGCGAUCCGCUUCAGCAUACGAGCAUGUACGAACGCGGCUCAGAUGAUAGCGAAGACAGCGAUGGAGAAGGUGGUCUGGGCAACGUUUCCCGGGUUAUCAUUCGUCCGCCGGGUCAAAGUGGCAAGGCAAAGAGAGGUCACCUCUGUUUCGAUGCCGCUUUCGAAACGGGAAAUCUGGGAAAAGCGGAGCUGGUGGGCGAGUUUGAGUACGACUUGUUCCUCAGACCGGAUACCUGCAAUCCGCGCUUUCGCUUCUGGUUCAACUUCACUGUGGAUAAUGUGAAGCAGGAUCAGCGAGUGCUCUUCCACAUAGUGAACAUCAGUAAGAGCAGAAACCUGUUCUCCUCGGGGCUGACCCCUUUGGUUAAGAGUUCCAGUCGACCCAAGUGGCAGAGGUUAUCAAAGCGGCAGGUGUUCUUUUACCGAUCGGCCAUGCACCAGGGGCAUUAUGUUUUGAGUUUCGCCUUUAUUUUCGACAAAGAGGAGGAUGUCUACCAGUUUGCUUUGGCCUGGCCAUAUAGCUAUUCGCGUCUUCAGUCCUAUUUGAAUGUGAUUGAUGCCCGGCAAGGAGCGGAGAAGCGGUUCACCCGAUGUGUGCUUAUUAAAUCCUUGCAAAAUCGCAAUGUGGACCUGCUGACCAUUGACCAUGUGACCGCCAAGCAACGCUCGACAAAUCGCUUGGAUCGCAGCUUCAUCCGUGUGAUUGUGAUCCUCUGCAGGACGCACUCCAGCGAAGCUCCAGCCUCCCAUGUGUGCCAGGGUCUAAUCGAAUUCCUGGUGGGCAACCACCCCAUAGCCGUGGUUUUGAGGGAUAACUUUGUCUUCAAGAUUGUGCCCAUGGUGAAUCCAGAUGGGGUGUUCCUGGGCAACAAUCGCUGCAAUCUGAUGGGCCAGGACAUGAAUCGCAACUGGCACAUUGGAUCCGAGUUCACUCAGCCGGAAUUGCAUGCUGUGAAGGGCAUGCUAAAGGAGUUAGAUAAUUCGGACGUGAGUAUAGUCGUCAAGCGGAUAGAUUUCAUGUUUACAAUUUCAUCUUUGUUGGACUCACUCAAUUCCUUUCAGACGUAUCAGAUUGACUUUGUGAUCGAUCUGCAUGCCAAUAGCAGCAUGCACGGUUGCUUUAUUUACGGCAACACCUACGAGGAUGUUUACAGAUACGAGAGGCACCUGGUUUUCCCGCGACUCUUCGCCAGCAAUGCUCCGGAUUAUGUGUCCGAGCACACGAUGUUCAAUGCGGAUGAACGGAAGGCAGGAAGCAUUCGGAGAUUCAGUUGCGAGCGACUCAGUGACACGGUGAAUGCCUACACUUUGGAAGUCUCCAUGGCGGGUCACUAUCUCAAGGAUGGCAAGACCAUCUCACUGUACAACGAAGAUGGAUAUUACCGCGUUGGGAGGAAUCUGGCCAGAACCCUUCUGCAGUACUACCGCUUCAUCAACAUCCUGCCCAUGCCGAUAGUGACCGAGGUGCGGAGCAAGCGGCGGGGGCGAAACCGGCAUGCCCACCACUCUCGCUCCCGCUCGAAAACCCGAUACGAGGUCAAGCCCCGACCCAAAACCCCUCGAUGCCACGCCCCCAUUGCCUACACCAACCUCAGCAUAUGCUAUGACUCGGGGGGAGGAGGUGGAUCUUCGGAUGAAGGAGGAUUCUCACCCGUUCGCCCGUUAGCCCCCGGAAGCAGUUGCUUCAGUGGAUAUCGCAACUACAGGAGAGCUGCAACCGCAAGUUGCUCCCAACACCCCACUCAUGACCAGUAUUCUCCCUUCGCCCUGGGAGCCCUGAAAACGGGCAGUGAUCACGGAGGAAUCGGGGGUUCCAAAAGCAAGAGAUCAGCAGCUGUCACAAUUGAAGUUCCCUUGCCCGUGAAUGUGCCUCCCAAGCCAUACCUGUCUAUAAUCGAUUUGAAUCAACUUACAAGGGGCAGCCUGAAGCUGAAGUCCAAUAGCUUCGAUGCCGCAGACAGGCGAUAGGAUCAGUGAUAAGACAUGGAAAUGGGUUAGUGACUCCAACUUUAGGGACCGAAACGUGGGGCGUGUUGUUUUAGAUUUAAUCAACUCUUUUCUACGCUUCCUGCUUGUUUUUCUAAAUAAAAAGUUAAAGCUACGACUCCAACGAUAUUAAUUCUUUCUUCGUAAUAUGAUAUAAUAAUCCAAUAUAUGUAUUUCAAUUUAACAAUAUUUAUUGAGAUUCUAAACAUGCAAAAGCUUUCCGAUUAUUUACUGAAAGAUCGGCAUUUUCAAAGAGAGCUUUUCGUGAGAUCCAAACAAGAAAUUCGAUAAAAGCGAAACUCAUUCAUUAUUGGAAAUCCCUAAGAAAGCAACUUAAAUUCAAGAAUCCCGUUAUCAAAUCCUCCCUAUGUCCUUCUUCUAAACAAACAGUUACAUACCAAAUGCCACUCCGAAAUGCGAAGGGCAACAAGUCGCGCGAUUGAGUGAUUCUUUUGAGUGAGUGUGAUAAGCAAUUAUCCCCACCAGAAGUGUUUUUGUUGGAUUGCGACCAGGAAAAAAAUUGGAUUUAGCUCAAUUGGCGACAUGUGAGUUUUUUAUCACACAAAUUAGUUGCGGUUAUUUACAGUAAUUCAGGGGGAACAAAGAACAGUAAGUGGAGCAGGAGCCUUAGUUUCAGUCGCAGCGCACGUGAGUACGGGUGAAAUCGCUCAGGAAAGUCACUCAUCAGUAAUUAGAUGGAUUUGCAGUCACUUUUAUCUUAUCUUUUAUCGAACACAAGCCCGACACUAUUAUAACCUCCUUGGGAUAUGGAAAUGCAAAGCAUAUGUGUGGUGAUAUGUAUCCAUGUAUGUAUGAACAGCAGAC